This is a messenger RNA of Nilaparvata lugens (brown planthopper), 1840 nucleotides long. Its product is annotated as plasma kallikrein-like. Gene Ontology annotation, biological process: proteolysis. The coding region runs from base 1 to 687 and encodes 228 amino acids. The record is from RefSeq and is a predicted model, not a curated record. Lineage: Eukaryota; Metazoa; Arthropoda; Insecta; Hemiptera; Delphacidae. The transcript has 3 exons. Gene Ontology annotation, molecular function: serine-type endopeptidase activity.
AUGGACGUAUGUUUAUUUUUUAUACAAAAUAGUGUUGUAGUGAGAGCGGGAGAGACCAAUCUUAAAGACGUUAUUACCAGCUGUGAUGAGAUGGAUUGCCCUCCAAAUGUUUACAUGUCCAAAUCAGUGGUGUGGUACUUUGAUGAUGAGCCACCUGAAGAAGGCCAUGAUGUGGCGUUGGUAGAAACAACGAAAGACAUCGUUUUCAAUGAUUACGUGUUACCGAUUUGCCUGCAGCCAUUGGUAGCUGCAUAUAAUCAACUUUAUAAGAGAGACUAUCUAGGCGAACGUGGAAUCAGGGUGACAGGCUGGGGUAUACCUUCCUCCAGUGAUCAGUUCUACUUCAAACUCCAGAAAGUGCCAGGACAUAUUUUCACAGAGGAAGAGAUUGUGGAAUUCUAUUACAAAUAUAUGACACUGUCAUUCCGAGACGUGGAAUCGUACGUGUCAUUCUUCGGUGUGGGAGACUUGUCGGACGGACUCUAUCACGACAGCGACAUCGGAGGUCCAUUCAUCAUCAAGAAAAUGUGGGAGUGGGGGAGAACGCGAUACUAUCUGUACGGCGUCUAUUCAUUCAUGGCUGACGUGUCUUUGCCGCCCUAUGAGACCACAUUUGUUUACUCCAGGGUCAGUCACUACCUUGAUUGGAUACUGGAGAAUGUGGAGACUAUUAGUGGAGACUAUUAGGUCUAAUGGUCAUUGAUCACAGAGAAGGAAAUAAUAGCCUACUAGUACUAGAAAAACUAGAAGGAAAGACUACAACUCCUUUUUACUUUAUGCUGAUUAUAAUUUAUUUGUAAUUGAGGGGUAUAGAUACAGAAGACACGUUUCAAAAUUUGAGGGCAACCAUAAAAAACUGUUUCAUUAUGAUAAAAAAAGGAUAUUGUUGCAAUUUUUUCUCCAAACAAAGCUUAGAAUCAUAUCAACUACUUGCACACAGCUUCAAUAAGUUGUUGAAUAAAAUAAAACAGUAAUUUAAUUUCAAUAUACUCAAACAGUGAGUUUUGAAGUAAAAUUUGUUUAAAUGUGAAAUUUGAAGCAACCUUACACGAUAACAAAAACAAAACCAAAUGGAUGAUAUGAGUAAGUCUUCUCUUUAGUUGUUAAUUUCAUCUCAAUUUGCUGUUGUUCAACAGUUGCUAUAUAUUACCAUAUUUGGAAUACUUGGGCGUGUCUGGUUUCUGGCCAAUGACAGUAGAGCUCGACGCCAAUUGGUCGAUUGCUAAUGGGUAGUAUCAUAGAGAAACAAUAGCGUAAGUAGAUAUCCCAUGGUAAUGAAUUUACGUCUCAACUUUUACUGUUAUCUCAAGCCGAUUACUGUCGAUUAUUGUCCAUUUUUACUGUUUUGUUGGGGUGAUAGUGUAUGAACGGCACAAUUUGAGAGACUACCAGCGUCACACAGCUGCAUGGGAAAGAACUACGUGAACUAUCGGCUUGGGAUAACAGUAAAAGUUGCGACAUAAACGCCCUAUACCAUGGGAUAUCUACUUAUGCUAUCUUUUCUCUAUGAUAGUAUUGUAGGGCUUCAGUCACACUAUAGGCUAGAUACUCUGCUACUUGACGUUCAAGCUUACAGUUUAUAUAGAUUCAUAUGUUGUAACAGCCGAAACUAGUACCUCAUAUUGUUUCUUCCAAUAAAAUAGUUAAUAAUAAAUAUAAUAUAAAAUCAUUUUAUUAGAAAAAACAAUAUGAGGUACUAUUUCGGCUGUUACACCAUAGAAACUCCUAAUAAACUGAAAGCUUGAACGUCAAGUAGCAGAAUAUAUCCUAUAGAGUGACUGAAGCCUUCAAUAGCUUUCAGUUUAUUAGGGAUUUAUAUGGUGUAACAACCGGAACUAGA